UUGGGGUGAAGAAAGACACGGGAAACUCCUCGGGAUUCUCCGUACACCGAGCGCUGAUCCGGAUAUUGUGUUUGACGUGCUGAAGUGCUUCUUUAGGAGAAUUCUGGGGAGAUUUCUUACUCUUUCAUUCCUCAAGGAUGAAGCAGCACAGUGGACCUGUGUACUGAAUCAGCUCCCACUUUUAAACUUCAUGUUCCACGAUGAACCAUGAGCAAAGGUUGUGAGGGCCUGUUUCUAUCGUCCUGUCAUACAGUGAGGCAGUGAGCUCACGGUGGAUACAGCAUGCAUGUGUCGACAUAUCCCAUGAUGAACUCUGCCAGUCCAGGCCUACUCCUCCUCAGCUUCCUCUUCUUAGCUGAUGCUGACUCGCCCCCCAGAUUCACACGAACCCCAGAGGACCAGACAGGAGUCCAGGGAGGAGUAGCUUCCUUUGUGUGCCAGGCCUCCGGGGAACCGCAGCCCAAGAUUGUCUGGAACAAGAAAGGCAAAAAAGUCAGCAACCAGAGAUUUGAGGUUAUAGAGUUUGACGAUGGAUCCGGCUCGGUCCUGAGGAUUCAGCCACUGAGAACCCCCAGAGAUGAGGCAAUUUAUGAAUGUCACGCCUCCAACUCAGCAGGAGAGAUUACUGCCUCCACCAGACUCAGUGUGUUAAGAGAGGACCAGCUGCCCUCUGGGUUUCCCACCAUUGACAUGGGUCCCCAGCUGAAAGUGGUGGAGCGUUCUCGGACUGCCACCAUGCUCUGUGCUGCUAGCGGCAACCCUGACCCAGAAAUUACCUGGUUCAAGGAUUUCCUGCCGGUUAACACAUCCAAUAACAACGGACGCAUCAAACAGCUCCGCUCAGAGUCCUUUGGUGCCCUCCAGAUAGAGAUGAGUGAGGAGUCAGACCAGGGGAAGUAUGAGUGUGUUGCCACCAACAGCGAUGGGACACGCUAUUCUACCCCAGCUAACCUCUAUGUCAGAGAGCUUCGAGAAGUGCGUCGUGUCCCUCCUCGCUUCUCCAUCCCCCCAGCCGACAGCGAGAUCAUGCCAGGGGGAAACGUCAACAUCACCUGCGUGGCGGUUGGCUCACCCAUGCCCUACGUGAAGUGGAUGCUGGGAGCAGAAGACCUGACGCCCGAGGACGACAUGCCCAUCGGUCGCAACGUCCUGGAACUGACCGACGUGCGCCAGUCCAACAAUUAUACCUGUGUCGCCAUGUCGACGCUUGGCGUCAUUGAGGCGGUGGCACAGAUUAUUGUGAAAGCUCUGCCAAAGGCUCCUGGCACCCCUGUGGUGACGGAGAGAACUGCAACCAGUAUUACUCUCACCUGGGAUUCUGGAAACCCUGAACCUGUCUCCUACUAUAUCAUACAGCAUCGUGCCAAAGGCUCAGAGGACCCCUAUAAAGAGAUUGAUGGCAUUGCCACAACACGCUACAGUGUGGGCGGCCUCAGCCCUUACUCCCACUAUGAUUUCCGGGUGGCAGCUGUCAACACCAUUGGCCAGGGCCCCUCUAGCGAGGUGGUGGAGGCUCGCACAGCGGAGCAGGCCCCCUCUUCUCCUCCUCGACAGGUCAUAGGCCGGAUGCUGAGCGCCACAACAGCAAUGAUCCACUGGGAUGAGCCAGAGGAACCUAACGGACAGGUGGUCGGCUACAGAGUGUACUACACUUCCGAUAGCACGCUGCCAGUCAACCAGUGGGAGAAGCAGAUGGUGCGCAGCGCCAACUUCAUCACCAUUCAGGAUUUGACUCCUAACAAGACUUAUUAUAUCAGAGUGCUGGCCUUCACCUCUGUAGGAGACGGACCCUUGUCGCAGGAUCUGCAGAUUAUAGCCAAGACUGGAGUUCCAUCCCAACCAUCGGAAUUUAAAGGUGAAGCAAAGUCUGAGACCAGUAUCCUGUUGUCCUGGGUGGCUCCUACACCUCAGGGAGGCCCAGACAACCAGAUCACAGGAUAUGAACUGGUUUACCGAAGGGCAGAUGACUCAGAGGAGAAGAAAGUGACCUUCGAGCCGACCACCUCCUACCUGCUAAAGAACCUGAAGCCCUUCUCCACCUACACCUUUCAGCUGGCUGCCAAGAGCAAAAAUGGAAUUGGGGCUUAUACCAAUGAAGUGUCCAUUGACACACCACAGACACUUCCUUCAGCACCUCCCCAGGACAUCACAUGCACCAGUCCCAGUUCUACCAGCAUCCUGGUAAGUUGGGCUCCACCUCCUCUGGAGUUUCAGAAUGGCAUCAUUACGGAAUACUCCAUCCAGUACUCCAAUACGGAAGGCAACAAAACGACUAAAAGGAUUGAUGGAAUUCCUCUGGAAAGUUCACCGUAUCUCCUGGAAAACCUAGAGAAAUGGACUGAGUAUGGCAUAACAGUACGGGCGCACACUGAAGCUGGGGAAGGACCAGAAAGUUUGCAGCUCCUUAUCCGCACCGAGGAAGAUGUUCCAAGUGGUCCUCCGCGAGGGGUGGAGGCAGAGACUGUGAACGCCUCGGCCGUUAGGGUGAAAUGGCGAGCACCGGCACCCGAACGGCAGCAUGGUCAGGUCCGAGGCUACCAAGUCCAUUAUGUGAGGAUGAACUACGGAGAACCUCAGGGUCAGCCCUUCAUCAAGGACAUCCUCAUAGAGGACUCACAGUGGGAAUAUGACGACUCAACUGAAUAUGAGGUGGUGCUCGGAGACCUGAAGGCAGACACCUCCUACUCUGUAUCAGUGGGGGCUUACACCGCCAAAGGCGAUGGUGCUCGCAGCAAACCUGUGACUGUGUGCACUGCCAUGCCACUGCCUGAGAAACCCAAGUUGAUGGUGAGUGCCACUGAUUCAGGCACUGCUCUGCUCCAGUGGUACCCACCUCCCAACCCACCAACCCCGCUGCUGGGGUACCGCCUCACCUUCGGCCGUGUCGACGUCCUUCCCUUCACAGUGGUGGAGUUCCCCACCAAGGAAAACCGCUACACUGCCCAGGAUAUCCACAAGGGAGCUAACUAUGUGUUCAAACUCUCGGCCCGUAACAAAAUGGGCUACGGAGAGGAGGCUGUCAAAGAAGUGACCACUCCCGAAGAUGCACCGAGUGGAUACCCAGAAAAUAUUAUCUCAGAAGAGGCUUCUGCCAACUCACUUUGGCUGGCAUGGAAAUCAGUCCCACUAAUUGAGCAAAAUGGGAAAAUUGUGAAGUACUCGGUGCUGUAUAAGGAUAUAAACAGUCGAGGGAACGCCUCAGAGGUUGUGGUGGCCGCUCCAAAGUCGAGUGUUUUGUUGGAGGGUCUGAGUGCCGAUACUGUGUAUGAUGUCAGGGUGUGUGCAUUCACAACUGUCGGUCCGGGGCCGUACAGCCCAAGUGUCCAGUUUAGGACGCAGCGGUUAGACCAAGUUUUUGCCACAAACUUCAGAGUAAAGGCAGCCAUGAAGAACUCUGUGCUGCUGUCCUGGGAGAUCCGAGACAAGAACCCUGCCCAGCCAUUUACUAUCCUGUAUGGAAAGGGCCAGUCUGUGGAAGUAGACGGCAGGCAAACUCAGAAGCUGAUCACUGGCUUGGAGCCAGACACACAGUACUCCUUUCUGCUCACCAACCGGGCCAACAGUGCUGGGGGCCUGCAGCACCGCGUCACCGCCACCACCGCUCCAGACAUCCUGAAAACCAAACCCACUGUGGUGGGAAAGACCAACGCAGACGGCAUGGUGACUGUGCAGCUCCCAACCGUGCAGACCACAGCUAAAGUCAGAGGUUACUAUGUGGUCGUGGUCCCGCUGAAGAAGCAGAGAGGAGGGAAGUUCCUGAAUCCCUGGGAGGAGCCCGACCAGAUGAACUUGGAUGAGCUCCUCAAAGAGAUCAACAGGACCAGUGUCAGUCGUGCCCUUCGCAUCCGCAGACAGGCCGGUCAGUCAGAUCCCAGGGCCUACGUCACAGCUCACUUUAAGACCCUCCCCAUGGAGUUCACGUUAGGUGACGGCCGAAACUACGGCGACUUCCGCAACCGUCCACUGCAGAACGGACAGGAGUAUGUUUUCUUUGUGCUCGCGCUGUUGGACCUCUCUGAGAAUACCAUGUACGCCACCAGCCCUUAUUCUGACCCUGUGACCUCAUCGGACGUGGAUCCUCAGCCAAUCGUUGACGAGGAAGAGGGGCUGCUGUGGGUGGUGGGGCCUGUGCUUGCUGUGAUCUUCAUCGUCUGUAUCGUCAUUGCCAUUCUCCUCUUCAAGAGCAAACCUGACAGGAAAAGGGCCGAGGCUGAAGGAAGGAAGGGCAGUUUUCCCUGCAGCAAAGCCAUGUCCUCCCACCAUCCUACUGAUCCAGUGGAGCUACGUAGAAUUAAUUUCCAGACUCCAGCCUACCGUGUAUCAGUGUACCGCGGUUAUCGGCGUUUGUCAAGCAUGGCAAGUCACCCGCCCGUCCCCAUCUCUGAGCUGGCAGAUCACAUUGAGCGCCUCAAGGCUAACGACAAUCUCAAGUUCUCUCAAGAGUACGAGUCCGUCGACCCCGGUCAGCAAUUCACAUGGGAGAACUCCAACUUGGAGGUCAACAAACCAAAGAACCGCUAUGCUAACGUCAUUGCCUAUGAUCACUCGAGGGUUAUUCUCUCUAGCAUUGAGGGUGUCCCAGGCAGUGACUACAUCAACGCUAACUAUAUUGAUGGCUACCGCCGUCAGAAUGCCUAUAUUGCCACUCAGGGCUCCCUCCCUGAGACCUUCGGGGACUUCUGGAGGAUGGUCUGGGAACAGCACACGGCCAACAUCAUCAUGAUGACCAAGCUGGAAGAGAAGUCACGGGUCAAGUGUGAUCAGUACUGGCCAACACGUGGCACAGAGACCUACGGCCUCAUCCAGGUCACUCUGCUGGACACAGUGGAGCUGGCUACGUACUCUGUCAGGACCCUCGCUCUCUACAAGAGCGGCUCCAAUGAAAAGCGUGAGGUUCGUCACUUCCAGUUCACAGCCUGGCCAGACCACGGGGUGCCUGAACACCCAACCCCCUUCCUGGCUUUCCUUCGCCGUGUGAAAGCUUGCAACCCUCCAGAUGCGGGACCCAUGGUUGUCCAUUGCAGUGCUGGAGUGGGCCGCACCGGCUGCUUCAUCGUGAUCGACGCCAUGACGGAGCGAAUCAAGCACGAGAAGACCAUCGACAUCUACGGCCAUGUCACACUGAUGCGCUCCCAGAGGAACUACAUGGUCCAGACGGAGGACCAGUACAUCUUCAUUCACGACGCUUUGCUGGAGGCUGUGACCUGCGGGAACACCGAGGUCCCCGCCAGAAACCUGUACUCCUACAUCCAGAGGCUGACGCAGAUUGAACCGGGGGAGAAUGUCACCGGAAUGGAGCUGGAGUUCAAGCGUCUGGCAAGUGCCAAGGCCCACACAUCACGGUUCGUGAGUGCCAAUCUGCCAUGCAACAAGUUCAAGAACCGGCUGGUGAACAUUAUGCCCUACGAGACCACACGCGUCUGUCUGCAGCCAAUCAGAGGAGUGGAGGGAUCUGACUACAUCAACGCCAGCUUUAUCGAUGGAUACAGGCAGCAGAAGGCCUACAUAGCAACCCAAGGCCCACUGGCUGAGACCACAGAGGACUACUGGAGGAUGCUGUGGGAACACAACUCCACCAUAGUUGUCAUGCUAACCAAACUGAGAGAAAUGGGACGGGAGAAGUGUCACCAGUAUUGGCCUGCAGAGCGCUCAGCCAGGUACCAGUACUUUGUGGUAGAUCCCAUGGCUGAGUACAAUAUGCCCCAGUACAUCCUUCGAGAGUUCAAAGUCACAGAUGCCAGGGAUGGCCAGUCACGGACAGUUCGUCAGUUCCAGUUCACUGAUUGGCCAGAGCAAGGAGUGCCAAAGUCAGGGGAAGGAUUCAUUGAUUUUAUUGGCCAGGUGCACAAAACUAAAGAACAGUUUGGCCAGGAUGGGCCAAUUACUGUGCACUGCAGUGCCGGAGUAGGGAGGACUGGUGUGUUCAUCACCCUCAGCAUCGUGCUGGAGAGGAUGAGGUACGAAGGAGUGGUGGACAUCUUCCAGACUGUCAAGAUGCUGCGCACCCAGAGACCUGCCACCGUUCAGACAGAGGACCAGUACCAGUUCUGCUACCGGGCCAGUCUCGAGUACCUGGGAAGCUUUGAUCACUAUGCAACAUAAACCCAGUGGCCAUCUCUCGCGCCACAUUCAACCGAGUGCAGUUUUUCUACCUGAAUUAAUGCACUAGGCUGCGAUGUGACUUUGAAGAUCUUUGCCACCACAUGCAGAGUGAAGGGGGACCAUCGGCUUAUCCUGUACCCAGAAACAGCACCUCUAACUGAGCCAUAGCAACCUGCUUGACAAGGGUGUUUCCUUCCACCCUCAGCCCAAACACACCCCAUUGGUCAGUCUGAAGAAGCAACUUCAAUCGCUGUUCCAAUCAGAAUACUUGAUCAAAUAUAGAUUUUUAUUUGUUUCAGUGCUUUUUGUGAGCACCCAGAUUGCUUUUUUUGUUGUUUGGGUGUGGAACUCUCACCUCGUCCACCACCAGUGUAGCAUCACCAACCUAAAUACAGGACCCGGCUACAGUAUUUUUCUGUCACAGGAAACUUAGUUUUUUUUCUAUUAUGAGGACUGUCUAGAAGGAGUCUACAAAUCCAUCUUAUGGAAGCCUCGUGGACUGAAAGAACUGGGAUUUUAGAGCACCAGAGAAUUGCCAACAGGAGACUGAAAACACAGAGCACACAGUAUUAAAAAGACAACACACAUCCAAAAAAAAAAAAAAAAAGACACCAAGAAGUGUUUUUUUUUUCUGUUUUGUUUUGGAAACAGACUCUCGUUUCCCAUGAAUGAAAAAGAAGAUAUUUCUACCAUACAGUAAUAAACACCACCAGUUCAACCUUAUGCUUCACGAUUUAAGAUAUGGGAAGUUUAAGAGAGGUUUGAAAAUGCAUACCACAAAGUUACAAAAAAAAAAAACAUUAAUUUAGUUUUUUAGAAGAUUAUGUGACUGUUUUGUUUUUUAAAAAACUGAG
This is a messenger RNA of Stegastes partitus (bicolor damselfish), 6956 nucleotides long. It is a transcript of the gene ptprdb, whose product is annotated as protein tyrosine phosphatase receptor type Db. The transcript is spliced from 43 exons. The record is from RefSeq and is a predicted model, not a curated record. Gene Ontology annotation, biological process: protein dephosphorylation. Lineage: Eukaryota; Metazoa; Chordata; Actinopteri; Pomacentridae. Gene Ontology annotation, molecular function: protein binding; protein tyrosine phosphatase activity. The coding region runs from base 283 to 6102 and encodes 1939 amino acids.